This is a messenger RNA of Spodoptera frugiperda (fall armyworm), 7962 nucleotides long. It is a transcript of the gene Impbeta11, whose product is annotated as importin-11. Gene Ontology annotation, cellular component: nuclear envelope; cytosol. Bases 272 to 3307 code for a protein of 1011 amino acids. Gene Ontology annotation, biological process: protein import into nucleus. The record is from RefSeq and is a predicted model, not a curated record. Lineage: Eukaryota; Metazoa; Arthropoda; Insecta; Lepidoptera; Noctuidae. The transcript is spliced from 17 exons. Gene Ontology annotation, molecular function: small GTPase binding.
CGUAGUAUUGAAAAUCGGAAUUUCUUUCGUGGUGAUUUUUCCGAUCGGUACCCCUAUACUUAUUAUACUCUCUGGAUCGGUUCUUCGGCAUGAUUCGCCAAAUAACUGUUCGAUCGUUUUGUUUAGUUGUGCAUUGAGUGUUUUCUUAAACAAAUAUAUGUAAAAAGCGUGUUUUUCACUAAUUUCUUUCGAUUAAUGCGUUGUAAAGUGAAUUGUGAUAGGUUAUGUUAUGCCCUUUGACUUUUCAGGGUGAAAAGUAAUCACCACAACAAUGGACCCAAACAUUUACGCACUGGUCCUUGACACCUUAAACCGUGCCACCAGCCAGGACACGGAGGUUUUGAAACCGGCUGAAAAGAAAUUACAAGAAUGGGAGGUGGAACCUGGCUUCUAUUCUGUACUCCUAAAUGUCCUGUCAAACCACUCUAUAGACGGAAACGUCCGGUGGUUGGCAGUGAUGUGUUUCAAGAAUGGUGUCGACCGAUAUUGGAGGAAGACUGCUCCUAAUGCCAUCACAGAGGAAGAGAAGCUAAAGUUGAGGCAAGGUCUCCUCACGACAAAUAUCCUGAGUGAACCUGUGGCUCAGAUUGCAACACAGCUUGCUGUUUUAAUAUCUAAGAUUGCUAGGUUUGACUGUCCAACAAACUGGCCGGACUUGGUGCCCGAGUUAAUGGGUGCUUUGAAGGCCCCGCAGCCUUUAAUGCAACACCGGGCUCUAUUGAUCUUCCAUCAUGUGGUCAAAGCAUUGGCUUCUAAAAGGCUAGUCGACGAACGACGUACAUUCCAGGAAUUAACAAACACAGUAUACGCGUUCAUUCUAAACCUUUGGCAUGAGAACACGGAGCUAUUCCUGCGCCACAUACAAGAGGGCGCGGCCACAGAGCUGAUAACGGAACACUUAGAGAAGGCACUCCUCUGCCUCAGGAUAUUGAGGAAACUGACAGUAUUUGGAUUUAAGAAGACACAUGAAAGUCAGGAUGCAAUGGCAUUCUUGAAUGUCGUUUUUGACCGCGCUAAGACCAGUUUGGAAUGCAGAAAACUAUUAAAAGGCAGAGGUAUAUAUCCUUUGGAGUUGUGCGAGAAAUUCAUAAUACACCUUACUAAGGUGGCUUUAGGGGUGUUAUCAGCACAGCCAUUCUCCUACGUGCCACUGAUCAGGCCAUCUUUGGAGUUCGCACUGUACUACUGUUUUACUGAACAAGGAAUGGCUCUCAUAUACGAAAGGUUCACUAUUCAGUGCCUGAAUAUUGUAAAGGGGAUCCUUCAGUGCAUGGAGUAUAAGCCGCCUAAAGGCAAGGAAGCAUUGCCAACUCUCCAAGCUCACCAGGUAAAGAUGGAAGUGCUAGACCCGAACACGCUCUGCCACAUGUGCAGGCACCUGGUCUCCCAUUACUUCCUGCUCAGUCCUGAUGACCUGGCACUCUGGGACGCCGAGCCAGAGAGCUUCGCCACUGAUGAGGCGGGCGAAUCCUGGAAAUAUAGCUUGAGGCCUUGCACAGAAGCAUUGUUCUCAGAGCUGUUUCAAUUCAGGAGCGUAUUAGCUCCGGAGUUAGUACGAAUGUUAGCGAACUUACAGACUCAGCAGAUCUCUCCCGACGACCUGCCUGGCAUUUUGAAGAAGGAUGCUGUUUACAACGCCGUCGGAUUGGCUGCCUUCGAUUUGUAUGACGAUGUCGACUUCGACGAAUGGUUCACGAAUGUAUUAAGUCAAGAACUAAAAAUAAAGGACAACAAUUAUAGAAUAAUACGAAGGAGGGUUUGUCAACUAAUUGGUCAAUGGUGUGGUGUUCGUGCAUCGCAGUCAUUGAGGCCAGCGAUGUAUGCUGCGCUAUUAGAACCCCUCAGUAGUCCGGACGAGGAUGCCGCGGUAAAGCUUGCAGCAGCUGAGGCACUGAGGAGUACGAUCGACGACUUCAACUUCGACGUGGAACAAUUUGCACCGUUCGCUCCGCAUGCGAUCGCUGCGCUCUAUGAGCUCCUGGUGGAGUCAGAAGAGAUGGACACGAAGAUGCACGUGUUGCACGUGGUGUCGUUCGUGACGGAGCGCAUGGGCGGGCGCGUGGCGCGCGGCGGCGCGGCGCAGCUGUUCGCCUACCUGCCGCAGCUGUGGGCGCACGCCACGGCCGCCGCGCACAACAUGCUGCGCGCCGCCGCGCUCGCCGCGCUCGUACAUCUGCUCAAGGCUCUAGGGGAGUGUCCCCCAAACAUUCGGCCCUGGAUCCUGAGCGUGGUGAACGAGUCCACCAAGCUGACAGAGCCGGCGCACGUGUACCUGCUGGAGGACGCGCUGGAACUGUGGCUCGCUGUACUGGAGACCUCGCAGGCGCCCGACCCUGUCACACUGCAGUUAGCUGAGAAUUUGUACCCGAUAUUAGAACAAUCAUCGGAACACCUAAGGAUAGUAGUGUACAUAAUGCAAGCUUACACCCUCCUGUGUCCUGAGGAGUUCCUCUCAGGUUCGGGAGGGAAGUGCAUGGAACUCCUGGAGGACAUGCUGAGUGACAUGAGGACCGAGGGAGUCAUCACUGUGCUGAAGAUGGCUGAGAUCUGCAUCAGUGUCAGUUUUCCAGAGAGAAACGCGUUCUUGGGAGUCAAGGUCAUCUGGCCUAUACUUAUUAGAGUUAUACACUGGUUACUCGAAGGCGAUGACCUUCCAAUAGUUCUAUCAGUUCAACUAUGUCUCGUGUCCCGUGUGAUCCUGCUAUCAACGGAUCUGUUCUACAAGGCGAUACAAGAGGCCGCCACCGUCGUCCCUGAUUACGACUCGGACCCUGCCAAGUUGUUGAACAAGUUCCUACACGUCUGGACGGAGAAGAUGAACCUGGUUACGCAAGUCGAGAGGUGGAAAGUUGUCGGCCUAGGUCUAGCAGCGUUGCUGACGACACAGAACGCGACAGUGUUACAGAGGUUCCCCGCGAUACUGUUGAACCUCGCCGAAGUACUCAACGACGUCAUGAAGGCUGAGGACAACGGCGGCUAUAUAGAUACGUACGUAUGUUAUACCAGUGGUCUACUGGCGCCCCCGGGCUCUCGGCCGGCGUCCCCCCUGGAGGGGCGAGGGGGCGCGGCGCGGUGGGGGGAGGCGGGCGGGCUGGUGGGCGGGGGCGCGGCCGUGGAGUACCCGCACGAGCUGCGCCGCCGCGCGUUACUGGCCUCGCACCCCGCGCACACCAUCGAUCUACGCGCCGUCACACAUCUACAGCUGGAGACACUGAAGAGUCAGGUAGGCGCUGAGACAUUCGACCGUCUGAUCCAAUCCACGGACAGGGAAACACUACAGCAAAUAAGGGAAUACAUACCACUCUGAAUGUCCAUGUAAAAAUGAAAUUGUAACCUAUACAAGCUCAUCAAGUUAUCCUCUAAUCAAUUUGCAACCUUGACGACGUUGUUAUAAGGUUGAAAAUCAUUAAUUAAAGUAGUAUAGCUUGAAAUGCUGUUUGUACUUUAUACUUGCCGUUUGCUUUUGCAAGGUUUUGAUGGAAAUGCGUCGACUGCUGAACAUAGACUUCCUUCAAUGAAUUUUAGUUCGAUUGGUUUAAAACGAGCUCUAUCUAUAUAUCAUACAGUUCCCUGCGAAGUUCUCUUUCUGCAGUCAAGAACUCUGCAGAAAAGAAUAAUUAAAUCAAGCUUGAUCGGUCAAAUUGAACCAAUAAUUUGUUUUUCUAAGGAUGUUUUGAAGGGAAUAUGUGGUGGAAAUUCCACAGGCACGUACACUAGUAUAAUAAUAACUAUUAUACUACAUUAAUUGAACCUUUUUAGACGAAUUGGUCAUAAUCAAGCCAAGCAUUAGGAAGUUUACGUAUUAAGCUAAUAGCAAACGGGAUAGCGAUGUUAGAAUGAGAAACAAAAAGUAACUUAAAUAGUAUGGACAGAAGGUGGAAAUGACCAAAUUUGUAACCAAAAUAUUGACGUCCAGCCGAAUUUAGAAAUGGUUGGGAAAAGAUUAUAAAAAUAGAAUCUCUAUUUACCCCACUGGUUUUAUUUUUUAAAGAUAAAUGUAGGAUCAAAAGAUUUUCUCCUAUGCGAUGAACGCUUUUACAAAGAUACAAAUUCACACACUCAGAUUACAUUGUACCGUGAGUGAAUUGAAACCACGACACGAUGUGCAGUAGCCGGUUGCCUCAUACCAUGAAGCAAGUACAAAGAGGAGAUGUCAUAACUGGAUUUUCCUUUAAAAUAAUGCGUGACAUUUUACUAGGAGCGCAUGACAUUACAAAUCACGCCUCUCUAUUUUCCAUCUAGCGGUCCCAUACUAUAAAACGUUGCCAAUUGUCCACAUUUUAAUGUGCCAAUUUAUCAGAGCUUGGAACCUAUCCACGCAUUUUUAUAUCAAUGGGUUGGGCUAUUUUUUUGUGGCACAGUGCACAAUCACAUUAUGGCAUCUCCUCUUUGUACUUGCUUCAUGCACCGUACAGUCUAAAUACACUUAUGUAUCUACUUGAUGAUAGAACCUUAGCUACAUAAAACAACUCAUUCUAACACCAUAUAUCCAAAAAGGUAUGUUUUUAAUCCCAUCGUCAUACUACAUGGACUUUCAGAGCCAUUGUUUAUAUUUUGUACAUUUUUAAUCCUUAUUUCAAAGUAAUUAAAGUUGAAAUUCGCUUUUAAAUGUAGAGGUACAUAUGUUCUUUUUAAUUUGGCUUAGCAUGAACUGUCUUCUAGUAUCAUGCAGCUAGUUCUAAUAGAUCGCUUCUGUGUAUCUUGCUUGUUUUUAGGACUGUUGAGAAAAAUAAACCUUAUUUCUAUGAUAAUACGAGCGGUUUAGCCAAAACUGGGAUAUGUUUGCUGUAAUAGUUUAUUUUCAGCUUCAAAUACAAGUUAUUUUAAUGAUAUUUUGAUAAUAAAUAUGUGUAUAUGUGAUAUAACUACAAUUUCCUAUACUGUUAGCUGUUAAUAAAUGGUCAGGCGGUCUUUGUUGGCCUUGAAAUGUAAAACUAUGGACUUUUCGAACAAUGGAUGCCAAAACGUCAAGCUAUUAUAAAGAAUUGAGUUUUUACAUUCGAUUUUAAGCUUUAUUACGAAAAAUAUGAAGUUGGAAUUCAAAAAACAAUUGUUUGUUUGUUUGUUCAAUACGCUAGGGUCUGUGUAUCAUUUAUUUUUAUCUCUUAUAUUGUAAUAAAAUGGCACUAACAAAGUUCAUUGUACUGUUAAAAUAUAACCUAAAAACUGUAAAAAAUAAUUAAAAAUAUGCACCUUGUACUAAACGUAAGGCUUGAUAUCUAGUAUUAAAAAUGUUUUAUAUACAUUUCUUUGAAAACGUAGGACAAUCGGACGCUGAAUGUACUAAGUUAUAUUAUGUACCCUUAUAGUGUUGUUAAUGAAAUUGUAAAGUAUCGAUAAUUCGAUAUACGGUAAUAAUAAUAAUUACAAAAAUCCUUGUAAUCUAUUUCUUUUAAUAAAUAAUUACAUUGUUGAUGACGUAAAUGACUAUUCGCUAAUGUUUUGAUCAUCGUUUUAUUAUCAUGAAAUUCAUCAAAAUUUUUAAUGCAUGUAUAGUUCCUGAAUGUAUGAAAAAGCUUUUAUAUUUAUAAUGGCUACUUAUGUAUUGUAUUGUACAUUGCAGCCUAGUAGUGUGGAAAUUAGAAGCGUAAUGAUUUAUUUCAAUUUCUAAUCAAUUUGCAAAAGUAUCGAUAAAAAGCACUACACUAUUGCUCGCAUUUAAAUUUUUUAGUAAAAUUGUGUAAAAAUAAAAAAACGUCUUUUGAAUAAUAAUGGCCUUUAAAACUACUUAUUGUUAAUGAAUUGAUGAUAAAGUUAAAGUAAAAAAAAAUAUGAAAAAAUGUAACGAAAAAUUAGUCGAUAGAAAUGUUUAAUCUUAAAAUUAAUACUUUAAUAUUAUUUUGCUAAGCUUAAGGAAGUGUGUGUAUACGAAAAAUGUUGUUAUAUUAAGAUGGCGAUCUGUGGUUAAUACCAUAAAGCAAAUAUAAAGAGGAGAUGUCAUAACGGGAUUUCCCUUUAACAUAAUGCGUGACACAUUACGGGGAGCGCGAGACGUUACAAACCACGCCCCUUUCUAUUUUCCAUCUAGCGGUCCCAUACUACAAACCUGUAGCCAAUUGUCCACAAUUUAAGAGAGCCUUUAAUCUAUCUGACACCUUUUUACUUAUUCUUUUUCUUACUUAUUCAUUCAUUGGACAGAGCCGUUUUUUUUGUGUCAGUGCACAAUCACAUUAUAGCAUCUCCUCUUUGUACUUGCUUCAUGGUUAAUUCUCUUACAAAGUUAAUCAAUUCUAUUUUUUUAUUUGACUAUUCAGUUUUUUGAGUCCCCUGACUAGACUUUUGAUAUCAAAUAUUGUAGCCAAUUAGCUUAUUGACGCCUCAAUACUGAAGUGCUACUCAAUUUUAAGUCGUACUUAAAUAUCGUGCUAUCUCUGUAAUUUUAUGAACAAUUUGUUGAGACAGAAGAAUUCUUGAGAGUGUCUUGAAAUUGAGUAGUGUUUGAGUAUUUGACCAUUAGCUAGCCUUUCAAAUGAACACAUCAAAAUAGUAUUUCAAGUGCCUGUUAAUAGUAUAUCUAGUUGAAAUAAGAUUGUUGAAUGUUUAACGUAAUCCAAGUUACAAGUUGCUAGCCGUUUUAUAAAUAGCCUAGUCUAUUCUUUAUUAUUUUGUGGCUAAUUAAGCUAAUUGUAUACAAAAAAUGCAGAGAACCAUUGAAUAAUAACCACAAAACUUAGCCAUAUAUUACGGAUCUUGUGGACAUGGUCACAUUAUUGUAAAAUGCUCAAAAUCAAAGUCAAUUUUGGUGUUUUUUGACUUUUUAUACAAAUGUGACGAUGUCCUAACGUCUGUAUAUUAUGUAUGUACUAUGUACGGACACGUUUCGAUUCCAUGUGUGUGAUUGUAUGAUAUAAAUAAUAAAUAUUAUAUACUGAUGCAUAUUUUUUUAACGCUCGAGUAGAACUAGCUUGUACAGGAUGUUUGAAAGACCUUGAUAUAGGUUGUUUCAUUUGCUUUUAUUCCGUUACUUUGAUUCCUUUGCUUCCUCCAAAAUAUUGGUUGCUACAGACAUUUGGUUUUUCCUAAUAAUUACUAGAUUGAAAAUGUCUUUUAUUUACAAAAAUGUAUUUAUUCUGCAUAAAAUACCUUAAUUAAAUCAAUUUGGCUAAACUCGUAAGAAACUAACUUCAUGUAAAUUCUUGCUCGCUAGUAUAAUAUAAACUAAUUUAUAUAGAAAAUAAAGCAUUUUCUAUUUUACUGUAACUGUUAUAGAGUUUAUAAUCAGACAAAUGAAAUUAGCAUCGAAUUCUAGUAGUAAAUGAACACGUUAAUAUUUUCUUUAAACUCUUAACUUCUAUUGGCGUAUGUGUUCCUGGUACACAAAUAUAUUUAAUAGUGGUAAGUUAGUGAAUAAGUUGUAUGAAAGUAAGCCUCAAUAGUUGAUACAUUUAUUAUUUUAUUGAUGAUUUAUGAUAUGAAUGCCCAAAUAACUAAAAUUCCUUUUAUUCUAUCUACUAUCAUGUUGUCUCCAGCACUUAAAUUAAUUUUGUGGCGCAAAGGUAAGCAUCCACAGACCCGCAUCGUACGCAUCGUACGCAUUCCGUAUGACGUCAUCGGUACGCAUCGCAUGUAGGCAUUGCCGAUGAUGCGGUCCGUACGAUGCGGAUCAGUGGACGCAGUUGUAUGAGUUUCUAUACAAGGCAAACUAAAAUCCGUUGCGUGCGAUGCGUACGAUGCAAGCCUGUGGACGCUUACCUUAAGCAACGAUAAGAUAAAAUCACCACAGCGUUUCUUGAAAUAUAGUAACCAUGUGCUAAAAUUACAUAACUUUCUAUUUUAGGAAAACAGGCCAAUUUACCUGUUUUCAAUACUUAAAUCUAUUAAAAUUUUCUCUUAGGAUAGACCUUCUAAGAUUACUACAAACCUAGUACUCUAGUUCCGUUCUAGAGCUCGUACGACGCAAUGACUGCCUCUAUUGUUAGACCUAACACAAAUUAUAGACGAAUAAAUUGUUUUACAAUGCGA